This is a messenger RNA of Nematolebias whitei (Rio pearlfish), 1053 nucleotides long. RefSeq names its product neuronal membrane glycoprotein M6-a. The record is from RefSeq and is a predicted model, not a curated record. Bases 217 to 1050 code for a protein of 277 amino acids. Gene Ontology annotation, cellular component: neuronal cell body; filopodium; axonal growth cone. NCBI's taxonomy places the organism in Eukaryota, Metazoa, Chordata, Actinopteri, Cyprinodontiformes, Rivulidae. Gene Ontology annotation, biological process: neuron projection development. The transcript has 7 exons.
UAAAGAUUCACAGGAAGACCUGAGUGAGGAGAGAGAGCCUCCAGACCAGGACUUCCCUGAGCCUCCAUCAUCUGCAGGGAGGGAAAACAGGCAUCCACACACACACUGCCUCCCACGUACACGUACACACACACACGCACGCACUGAGCCGAGCGCUAGCAGAGCUUUACACACAGCUUCCCACUAAACCAGACAAAGGGACUGUAAUCUGCCAGGAUGGAGGAAAACAUGGACGAAUCUCAGAGCCAGAAAGGCUGUAAGGAGUGCUGCGAGCGAUGCGUUGGCAGCCUCCCCUGGGCGUCGCUCAUCGCCACCAUCCUGCUCUACAUGGGCGUGGCCUUGUUCUGCGGGUGUGGCCACGAGGCGUUGAGCGGCACCGUCUCCAUCCUCCUGAACUACUUCGAUGUGACCAGAGGCCCCGGAGGACUGGACGUUUUUACCAUCAUCGACAUCCUGAAGUACGUGAUUUACGGCCUGGCAGCUGGCUUCUUCGUGUUCGGAGUGCUGCUGCUGGUGGAGGGCUUCUUCACCACCGGGGCCAUCAGAGAUCUCUACGGAGAGUUCAAGAUCACCGCCUGCGGACGCUGCCUCACCGCAUUUCUCAUGUUCCUGGCCUACCUGUUCUUCCUCGUGUGGCUCGGAGUGACGGCCUUCACCAGCCUCCCGGUCUUCAUGUACUACAACGUCUGGUCCAUGUGUCAGAACGCCAGCUCUGUGGAGGGAGCCAACCUCUGCCUGGACCUGCGUCAGUUCGGAGCGGUGACCGUCUCUGAGGACAGGAAGGUGUGCACGGGAACCGAGAAGUUCUACAGGAUGUGUGAAUCCAAUGAGCUGGACUUGACCUUCCACCUGUUUGUGUGCGCGCUGGCGGGAGCUGGAGCUGCCGUCAUCGCCAUGGUCCACUUCCUGAUGGCUCUGGCUGCCAACUGGGGCUACCUGAAGGACGCCAGCCGGAUGCAGAAGUACGAGGACAUCAAGUCCAAGGAGGAGCAGGAGCUGCACGACAUCCACUCCACACGCUCCAAAGAACGCCUCAAUGCCUACACAUAAACA